Humulus lupulus (European hop) is the source of this 366-nucleotide messenger RNA. RefSeq lists its product as uncharacterized. The transcript has 2 exons. The record is from RefSeq and is a predicted model, not a curated record. Bases 1 to 366 code for a protein of 121 amino acids. NCBI's taxonomy places the organism in Eukaryota, Viridiplantae, Streptophyta, Magnoliopsida, Rosales, Cannabaceae.
AUGAGCAAAUUUCAUAUUGUCUUAGAAUCUACUUUGUGCCUUGUGUGUGGUGAUCAUCCUGAAACUCACAGCCACUUAUUCUUUAGCUGCUGUCUUUCUCAAAGGGUGGUGGAGCUUGUGUUCACUUGGCUGGGUUUCAGAGGAUGGCCGAUGGACUUUAAUGGCUGGUUGAGUUGGCUUUCGGUGCCUGCUAAGGGAAUUGUGAAUAUGGUUAGUGUAGCUGCAAUUGCAGCAACUUGCUACAGCUUAUGGUUAAACAGGAAUAGGUGCGUUUUUGAAGGCCAUUCCAAAUCUGAUGUAAAGCUUGCUCAUGAUAUAAAAAGUGUUCUGUCUUACAGGUUAUACAUUCCUGCUGCUUCUUCUUAG